AGCGUUCAAAUGCGGCGUCAGUCUCUCGAGAAGCUUGAGGAUGCGUGUCGUUCGCUGCGGCAGCCAACGGGAGCAAUAACUUUAAAAGCAAAGCGCAACCUACUGGCAACGGUUUAUAUGAGGCGUUUUUGUGCAAUGCGUGCAGUGCGCUUCUAGAGUACUAUCGCGGUGAAACAUAAUUACAAGUGGCAUUUAAUUGAGCAAAAUUCGUUCGUGUUUCGCCGUCCAGGGUUGCGGAAGAGUUUAAGUGAAAGUGUUGAAUUUUUAAUGCAGUGUGUCUCUACAGUGUCUCUCCGCACACAAUAAUUGCUACGCUUCGUUCUCUUGGGCGCGCUCUACAAAAAAAAGAAGUGUUUUUUUAGUUUUUCGCAAUUUUUUUUAUAUAAGUGUAUUGUUGUUUUGUUUUGUUUUCUUGUGUUUGUGCAAAUAAGAAACCACGCCAAACAACCUUUCGGUGGCCAUCACUGGCUAGUAUAAAAAGUGUCGCUUUUUCCGUGUCCCGUGUUCCUCGGCUCGUGUGUUUACUGUGUGAAUUUACGGAAAGUGAGUGGAAAAUACGCUCAGAAUCCUGUCGCAAUUUGCCCCUCCCCUUCGGCGCAGUUCUUUCGACUAAUAUCACCCACCCAGUCGCCAUUCGCCAUUAACAGUAAAGCCUCCGGGCGGCACAAAAACCACGUUCACCAUAAUCAUCUCAUCACCAGCAUCAUCAUCAUAGCCGCCACAGAAUAUUUGCCUUUCGUUUCUCGCCGACUGCUGACCGAGUGACCGAUAAACGGAGCGGCGAAGAGGAGAGGCCGCACAAACCGCCGUGAAAAUCAAAUCCAAAAAUCGACAGCAGCAGGGGGGCCAGUUUUCUAUUGCGCGGUGUGGCGCGCUCUAUUGGCACCGUAAUCAUCAUUGCCCGGCGUCGUCAUCAUCAGCAGCAGCAGCGGCAAAGGCAGAAUCGUAUCGUAUCGACACCUCGCACACGAUAGUGGCUUGGGGCAAUUACGGCGGUGGAAAACAGGUCCAUUGAAGGGAAGGGUAAAAGCAUCACACGCAUCACGUCCACCACCACCAACACCACCACUGCCACUGCCCAGAGUGAGUUGAACGAGCGAAUGGACGAGCAAACGGUGCUUUUGCUCACGUGUUAGGAAAUCAAAAAAUGCGUCCACCCGCAAGGCGUCGCUGAUAACACGAUCAUGUUGGAGCGCCGGCCAGGACCAGUGCUGGGCGCGCUGGCUUGUCUGAUGCUCAUGCUGACGAUAUGGCAGAUCUCACCGCGCGAGCUCGAGCAAAAGCUCCCGUACGAUAGCGAUGACGAGAGCAGCUACAACGCCAUCGAUGCACUGCCACCAGGCGUCAUCGGUUACGCAGCCAGAGAGCUCAACAGCCACGGUGGCACCAGUGGCACAUAUCUGACCAAUCAAACAUCGCCCGGCUGGCUGGUGGCGGCUGCCGUGGCCGCCGUUGCUGAGUCGCCGGUCGGCACGCGCGGCACCGUCACACCGAGCAGAGUGCGAUGGAGCGGCCGGGGCAGGGUGCGUGGCCGAGAGGAGGAGUCGGAGCUAGUAUCGCUGGAAGCACCAACGGCUGGCAGCAGCGGUAGUAGCAGCAGCAGUAGUAGCAGCAGCAGCAGUAGUACACAGUCAACAGCAUCGUUAACAUUAGCUAGUUCGUGGGGUGGAGACACGUUGCCAAAUGAUGACUACACUAGUCUGAUCGAUCUGAAGAACUUUAAGUUCACCAUCAACCACGAUUACUGCGGGACGGGGACGACGGGCAGCAGGAGAAGACGUAGCCUUAAGCGUGCUACAGAUGCCUUAUGGGGUACGCGUUCGCCGGGGAGCGGCGGUGCGUCGCCACCGCUAGUGCUGGUGCUGAUCCACUCGGCCCCGGACAAUCUGGCCAAGCGCAACACGAUCCGGGCGACGUGGGGCCAGCCGGAGGCGCGGGCUCGUCUGAUCUUUCUGAUGGGCGCAGUGGGCAGUGCCGCCGCUCAGCGCGCUAUCGAGCGGGAGUCCCGGCUGCACGAUGACAUUGUGCAGGGCAACUUCGUCGAUGCGUACCGCAACAUGACGUACAAGCACGUGAUGGCGCUGAAGUGGUUCGCGUACCACUGCCCGGGCGCACAGUACGUGCUCAAGACGGACGACGAUGUGUUCAUCAACACGCCGAUCCUGUACAAUGCGCUGCAGCGGGUGGUGCCGCAGCGCAACCUGCUGCUCUGCCAGCUGGUGACGAAGCUGAGCGUCAAGCGGACGCACCGGUCGAAGUGGUUCGUCAGCUGGCGCGAGUACCCGAACCGGUACUAUCCGCCACACUGUCCCGGGUACUCGAUCCUCUACUCGCCCGAUGUGGCUUGGCAGCUGUACCGGGAGGCGCAGCGGCAGCCAUUCUUCUGGAUCGACGAUGUGCACAUUACCGGCACGGUGGCACAGCAGGUGAACGUCACCAUCACGCCGAUGGAUGGGCUGUAUCUGGACAGCGAGGCCAAGAGCGAUCUGCUCGGUCACCGGGUGGACGCGAGCCGGGCGGUGUUCUUCUUUACCAACCCGAACCUGUCGCUGGAUGAGAUUGAUAGGCUGUGGGAAGCGGUCCGUCCUCGGCGAUAGCAAGCACAGGGGCGACGGGGAAGGGACAACAGUCCCGCGUACUGCUUGUGAUAAGACCCACGAGGGUUGUGUCAUGAGCAAAUGGAUGUUACUUCUGCUCUUAAUCGUCUCCGGUUUGUUAGUCGCUUUUUAUUUGAAUCUUUGUUUUACUCCGUUAUUUACUUUUUUAUGUAGUGAGUUAUCGUGUAAUUUCUCUUUUUUACUGUCGCAAUUUUGUUGUAUAUGAUUUUCUUAUAAGCUAUAAAGUUUUUUGUAGCUAUCUCGAGCGUUUCUUAGUGAAUUCUUGUCUCUGUUUUAAAACGAUCGUCGACUAUCGGCACAUAAUCACGGCCCUUCUUUCACUGUCGUAAAACAUACAUUUGCUCAUGUACGCAUUCAACACGAGAUGAAAAUACCCGAAAGAACCGCAAACGUGUUGUGCAUGCUAGGACGUAGUGAGACAGCAUCUAAACCAAAACAAGUAAUGGAUAGUGUGGGCAGAAGAUCGAAGAUAAACCCCCGCAUAGAGAUAUGUCUUUGAAUUAGUUAACGCAACCGAACGCUCAAAGAUCUUAAUACGAGAGAUAGUUAAAACUCACUAUGUAUGUAUAAUAUUUAGAGAAUAAUUGAAAGCCAUAUAUAUAUAUUUGUAAACCGUAAGACUCGCACACCUAUAGCUAGGGAAAGGAUACGUGCGCGUUCCGGACGCAAGACAGACUGUGUGAUUAACUAUAAGCAGAAACGGUGUGCACAAAAAACAAAUAGGAACAAUUACUACUUAUCAACAAAGAGUGUCGACUGUUUAGUAAAGCUAGGCCUGUAGCAUGGCAACCCUUACCUACUGUACGGUGUUCGAUUCGAAUUGAUUAUGCUCGCUCUUCGAACAGUCGUCCAUUGGAAGGUUCUUAGUAGCACAAUACAUUGCUAGGGAAAACAACGUUAACAUGAAAAAUGCGACCAUCAGCUCACUAGCAUAACAGUGGAACCAAAUUAUGGAGAACUAUUUUCAAGAAGCAAGCGUCCUGUGUUGUACAUAAACAAAGUCAAUCCGAGAGCUUCGUUCUGUUGUUGUUGUUUUGUGAUUUUUGUGAUAAGUGGCAGGAUUAGGUUUUAUUGUGCAAGGCUGUAUUAUUUUAAAGCGCACUUACCUGCAAACGGAAUUGAGAAUGUCGUAGCGUUUCGGGAGCCUACUGUAUUGGCCUAACUAUUCCACUAUUUGCUUAGUUUUUGUUUUUUUUUUGGUAAGAGGAGCAGAAUGUCAAUUUAAAUGAAAAUGGAUGUUUUAUGUUUAAGGAAUCGGUUUUUUAAGCUUUUGAAGUGUUUUUUUGUUUCAAAACCCAAGAACUUGAAGGAGUAAACGAUUAAGUGUAGAGCAGGAAGCACCGACCGAUUAUUAGGAUGCACUACACGGGUAGCAAAAAUGAAAAUCAAACACAUAAUUCAAUCUGAUUCUCCUGUUCCAGUUUUCUUCUCAAGUAAUACAACUCAUGCUCUAGGCUCCAAGGCUCACCGUUUCCGUAGCUUAAUGUUAAUAGGCGCCUGGAAAGGUGCGAUUGCGCUAAAACACGACAAAAAAAAAACUUAUAUAUGUAGAUAAGCAGGAUAGGUUUCCGGCAGUUUUUCUAUUCCAUUUCCUUCUUUCCAGCGAGAACUGAGUACAAUCUAAAUUCUACAAAAUAAUAAAAUAAAAACCAAGCGCGUUUACUCGCCCUUCUGAAAAGAGUAACUGCUCUAGAACCGAGCGUUUCGCCAGCGCACCAGUAGGACGAAGUAAAAAUCUUCCAAACGUUGUUUCGUAGCAUUUCGAUUCUCUAGCGCUAAAGUAAACCGUAUCGCCAUACGCCCUAUCCGGACACUGGACAUAGCAGUAACGUAGGGAGUCUGUCAGGAAUGGAGAAAUCUUUAUUCUGUACGUUUUUCCAUUAAAGCUAAUGAGAAGGUUUAUAUGGGGCCCGCCCCUGUGUACCGUUUCUAGCAGUCUUGUAGAAAAAAUCCUAGCAAGUAUCCUGUUCCCCUAAUUCGUGUUGCAAUAUUAUUCGUUUUCGAAAUGCGAACUAAAAGAGAGAGAGAGAGAGAGAAAGUCGGAAGCAAGGGAAUAUGUCGUCAUUCUAAAAUAAACAAAACAAGAGCAAAUUUAUCUAAAACAAAAUAAGAAAUUAACUAAUCGUUAACGUAGCUAGACAAAAACCUCUAUUUCUUGUUAGUGUAGCAAAAAAGAGGAGCGCGGUCGAAGAGAAGCGGAAGGAGUGUAGUAAAACGAAAACGAUAUUGAAAUUGAGUGGAAAACAUUUUUUGGCCCCGGCGGGCAACAACUGUGAAGAUGUUGAUAUAUUUUAAAGUGUUUAUCGCGCGAAUAGGUGGGCAAAAUACAUAAAUGGCUGACGGAUCUAUAGAAUAUUGAACAGGGACUGAGCAGCAGCAGCAGAUAGAAGAAGAUCACACCCGGAACUGUAAUCUCCUAUUUUGCGAUGUGUGACCGACGAGUGGUUGUAGUAAAGAGCAAAUCAGAAGAAAAGUAAAUGCGAGCAAAGGUAA
Messenger RNA from Anopheles coluzzii, 5111 nucleotides. Its product is annotated as beta-1,3-galactosyltransferase 9. NCBI's taxonomy places the organism in Eukaryota, Metazoa, Arthropoda, Insecta, Diptera, Culicidae. Bases 1185 to 2597 code for a protein of 470 amino acids. The record is from RefSeq and is a predicted model, not a curated record. Gene Ontology annotation, molecular function: hexosyltransferase activity. Gene Ontology annotation, cellular component: membrane. The transcript is spliced from 4 exons.